Molecule: messenger RNA, 17329 nt
Organism: Ochlerotatus camptorhynchus
Lineage: Eukaryota; Metazoa; Arthropoda; Insecta; Diptera; Culicidae
Gene: ft
Product: cadherin-related tumor suppressor fat
Exons: 10
Coding region: 1199-16405 (5068 amino acids)
Biological process (GO): homophilic cell-cell adhesion
Cellular component (GO): plasma membrane; cell-cell junction
Molecular function (GO): calcium ion binding
Source: RefSeq, a predicted model, not a curated record
UGCCCCUCUCGUACGGGCCCUGUGUACCGAGAGCGCAACAUCUUCCCUCCUAGCGCCAUCGCGCUCCAAUCAUUGCCGCCAGCAACAGGUCAUCUCUACUCGCGGCUGGUCCGGGAGAGAAAAUCGGCCGCGGACGGUGGUGGUGGUCACAAGAAAAAGUUGCCUGCGUGUGCUUGAACCCAACUCACCCGGGCGAAAGAGGCAAAAAAAUUUGGUUACCUCCAUCGGAAUAGACAUCAUCCUCCAGAUUGAAGGCGCAUGUGUGAGUGUAUGUGUGAAUCUGGCACAGCGAAAUAGCGCAAUUCAGAUCUAGCUCGGUAGAUCUAAUAAGUCGAAAAAUUAAGCAUUGUUAGUGGAAAACAUACUUGUGGAUAAAUUGUGUCUAAUUUGGUGCAGAAUUUCGAGUGAGAAUAGCGCAUUCAAGUGCCAAGCCAGAAUCUGAUAUCCAUAGAUACCACAAACGGAUACGGAAUGUGAGCAGUGACUAGCAGCAGCAGCAGCGGUGUAAAACGUGUAGAAACGAAGUGAUUGCUCCGCGCUCAGGUGUGUGUAUUCGGUGUUGCUGGAAUAGUGCAGAGCAGAGCAGUAAACGAGUGGAAAAGUGGAAAAAAAUGAUGUUGAAAACUUGAAGUUUUUAAAUUUUCAAGAAGAGAGAAAAAGAGAACAACCGAGUAGCAAGAGUGGCACAGUGCGCGGUGUCAAGAAAGGUUCAAGAUAAAGUGCACAAGAGUUAGAGAAAAGACAACGAAGAAGAGUUAGAAAUCGUCCGACAGCGAGAAGCACCGAGAAGACCAGUGUGCGUAGUUUGUAUUCGGGUUGUACGGCUAUAAUGAUUUUUAAUUUUUAAAAUGAGCUCCGUUGUUGGCUGAAGACAUGAAAUCGGAAUAAAAUUAAUCAUCACAAUUAGCGUUAAAUAGUGUAGUGGUGGAUGCUGUGGGCAUUGCCGAAAAGUGAGACGUCAAGCCACGUGCAGCAUCCAGGAGAGUUUGUUCAAGAUAUGCGACAAGUGUCAACUGUUUGUGAUGGAUCGUGAAGUGAGUGCUCGCGGUAGCCGAAAACAAUCACCUCACUUCCAUGGAGCUCCAGCAGUAUUAUGACGCACCGUUUAAGUGGAGCCAAGAAUUUAGGUGCAGCAAAUAGUGAAACAAAAGUGCGCUAGGAAGGAAGCAGGUCUGAUUCGACACAAAAGCCAGAUAAAAUGCGGUGUGCCAGUUUGAAAAUUGCCUUUUGGCUGCUAGUCAUACUAGAAUUGUACGCCGCGAUAGAAUGCGUAGGUGCACACGGGCCUGGGCCUGGUCCGGGCCCCGGUGUAGUGAUAGGAGCCCGACGAAGAUCGUCCAAUGAUGGUGCAAUGCAAUCUCGUGCCGUUGAUACCAGAGUUCAAUUUGAAGUGUUUGAGAAUGAACCUCGUCUAACGGUUGUGGGGUACAUUCCAACAAAGCCAGGAUUCACCUAUCGCUUCAAUGAACCACCACGGGAAUUUGUUCUCGAUGCAAACACCGGUGAAAUCAAAACAAACAUUAUUCUCGAUCGAGAAGUCACGAAAAACGAUCGUUACGAUCUGGUGGUAUUAUCCAGUCAACCAACGUACCCGAUCGAAGUCCGCAUCUCAAUAGUAGAUGUCAACGACAAUGCUCCGGAGUUUCCGGAACCUAGCAUAGCAGUGACAUUUUCGGAAAGUGCCAUUUCCGGUACCAGGCUGUUACUGGAUGCCGCUACCGACAAGGACAUAGGCGAAAAUGGAGUCACUGAUGACUACCGGAUCGUAGACGGAAACCACGAUGAAAAGUUCCGUCUGGCAGUUACCACCAAUCCCAGCGGAGACGUGUAUUAUCUGCAUCUGGAAACAACCGGAAAACUCGACCGGGAAACAAUGGGCUCUUAUAUGCUCAACAUAUCCGCUAAAGACGGAGGAACUCCUCCAAAAUUUGGUUACCUGCAGGUCAACGUAACGAUCUUGGAUGUGAAUGACAAUCCUCCAAUCUUCGAUCACAGUGAUUACAUUGUUUCGUUGAAUGAAAGCGUUCUACCAGGGACUCCAGUUCUGCAGGUAAUGGCCUCAGACAACGAUCUGGGAGACAACAGUAAGAUAACUUAUUACCUUUCGGAUACGGAAACGCAAUUCACAGUAGACCCUGAGACCGGAGUCAUUUCAACUACAGAACAACUUACAUGUCCCCAUCAAAAUUGUCAAUCAUUAUCCCGACCCGAUGGAACAUGUCCAAAAAGUUGCGUAUUUACGGUGUUUGCUCGCGAUCACGGAUCACCACGACAGGACGGUAGAACGUACGUGACAGUUAACCUCGUGGAUACCAAUGACCAUGAUCCGGUAAUUCGGUUUCAAUAUUUCCCACCCACGGGGAGCUAUGCAACGGUUGAUGAAAAUGCCGCCAACAGCUCCGUUGUAGCAGCUGUAUCCGUUGUUGAUAUGGAUGAGGGCCUCAAUGGUGACACCAGCUUGAGGAUUAUUGCCGGAAAUGAUCUUCACCAUUUUAGACUGGAAAAGUCUCCCAGUUUCUACAUCGUGCGUGUUAAUGGCGUGCUCGAUCGUGAAGAAAUUGGAAAGUACAAUCUAACCGUAGUGGCAACUGAUCGCGGAACUCCUCCUCGAACGGCAACUGCCCAUCUUAUUAUCCACGUGAACGACGUGAAUGAUCACGAACCAGUCUUUGAGAAGUCGGAAUACUCGACUGUACUGAGUGAACUCGCCCCUUCAGGAACUUAUGUUGCCAGUAUCACUGCCACGGAUGAAGACACGGGAGUAAAUGCUCAAAUUUUCUACGAUUUUGUGUCGGGAAACAAUAAUCAAUGGUUCAAAAUUGAUCCGUCGUCCGGUUUGAUAACGACCCAAGCUCAACUGGAUCGCGAAGUAAACGGAAACAUUGAGCUAAGCAUCUCCGCUCGAGACGGUGGCCCUAAUCCAAAGUGGGCACAUACCCAGCUCAAAGUGACAAUAUUAGACGAAAACGAUGAAGCUCCUCAGUUUUCACAGCCCCGUUUGAACAUAACCUUAAACGAGAAUACCAAACCGAAAACAGUGGUAGCUAUCUUAACAGCCGUUGAUCACGAUCAGGGAACAAAUGGUAGCAUAACCUAUUCCAUGCAUCCAAGCGUAGAGAAAAACUAUCCAGGCGUAUUUCACCUGGAUUCAAUUUCUGGUCAGCUGACUACCAAGAGCAAUCUUGAUCGGGAAAAGGUUUCCAACUACAAUAUUCAAGUGAUCGCACGCGAUCAAGGUACCCCGCCGCAAUCGUCCACGGCGACGGUGCAGCUGAAGAUUGAAGACACCAACGAUAAUAAUCCGGAAUUUUAUCCGAAGCAGUACUUUUUAGCCUUACCAGAUGACACUGCUCCAGGGAGGUCUAUUCUUCAAGUGAAGGCAACCGACCAAGACGAAGGAAUCAACGCAAUGGUGUCAUAUGAGAUCGUUAGUGGAGGAGAUGGACUGUUUGUGAUCGACAGCAACAGUGGGCAAAUUACUUUGAGGGGAAGCUUGAAGAAGUCGUCCAAGCCGUUGCACAAAAUAGUAAUUGCUGCAAAAGAUAAAGGAGGAAGACGGGCUGAGAAGGAUGCUGUGGUGGAGAUCAUGAAGGAAUCGAUCAUGGAAGAAAUUGAAUUCGACACAUUGAGUGGGUACGAGUUUCAGUUGGUGGAAGACAAUGGCCUAGAUGGAAUGGGUAGUGAACGGGAGGUUGGACAGAUCCGGACGAAAUCGUCUCCAUCAGUGAGAAAUGUAGAAUAUUCUAUUCUCCAAGGUGAUCCGAGAGAGAGUUUCAAAAUCAACGCGAGAACCGGUAUGAUCAGCAGUGCGAAGAACAUUGAUCGAGAGACGGCUGCAUUUUAUAGCAUUACUGUGGCGGCCAGAAAUGGAUUGGCAUUUGGACAGACAAUUGUAAACGUUACGAUAGUGGAUCUGAAUGACAACGCUCCAGUGUUUAUGCAUGAUCACGACGAGGUUAGUUUGCCGGAGAAUACAGCUGUCGGACAGGAAAUCUAUCUUUCAAAAGCGAAAGACGCCGACUCAGGAGCCAAUAGUAGAAUCGUCUAUGGGUUAAGUUACAAUCCACAAAAUCUAUUUAGGGUUUCCGAAACGACCGGAGUCGUCUAUCUGAACCGACCGAUACUCGUUGACCCGGGAACUGUAUUGAAUUUGGAAAUAACGGCAUCGGAUAGUGGUGAUCCUCAGUUAUCAACGAAGAGUACUGUUACGGUAACAAUUGAAGAUGUAAACGAUCACACUCCGGUGUUUGAUCAUACUUCCUACGAGACUUCCUUGCUGGAAUCGAUGCCUGUGAAUUCGAGAUUCUUCGCCUUGGCCGCUUCCGAUGCUGAUACCGGAAUAAAUCAACGGAUCACAUAUGCGAUCAUUGAAGGCAAUGUGGAUGAGAAAUUUGGGAUUUUUCCUGAUGGAUUUUUGUACGUGAAAAGUGCACUGGAUCGUGAGGAACGAGAUUAUUACUCGUUGACGAUUACGUGCACGGAUGAGGGUGACCCUUCGCGCAGUUCCUCUGUUCCGGUGAUUGUUCAUGUGAUCGAUGAAAACGAUAACCCACCGCAGUUUACCAAUAGCACGUUUAUUUUUAGCGUGGCCGAAAAUGAACCAGCUGACACGUUUGUAGGGAAGCUGACUGCGGUUGAUCGUGACAUUGGCCGGAAUGCUGAGCUGAUCUAUAUGCUGUCGAGCAAGCAGGAAGAUUUCACAAUCGACUCGCGGAACGGAUUUAUAAAAACGUUGCACGAAUUCGACCGAGAAGCGCUGGUGCAGACAACCGGACAAAAUUUUAUCAUGCUGGAGGCGACCGUGUCCGAUAAUGGAUUGACCCGUCUGCGGGAUAAAGUUAAGAUAAAAGUUUUUAUAACCGACGUGAAUGAUAAUGCACCGCAAUUCGUGCGGGCCCCUUAUAAGGUUCAGAUCUCGGAAGGAUCAUCGAUCGGAACCCAACUGAUUCGGGUGUACACGAACGACGCCGAUGAGGGUCUUAAUGGGGAUGUGUUUUAUUACAUUGCCGAGGGGAACAGCGAUGAGCGAUUCGUAAUUGAUGAUGCUACCGGUCAGAUAACGCUCGCCAAAGCCCUCGAUCGUGAAACGGUGUCAAUGUAUAAAUUAACGAUCGUUGCCCAUGAUGCAUCGAUGCAGAAUCGAUUAAGCACCAGCACGACGGUAACAAUUGAGGUAUUGGACGAGAACGAUGAUGCACCGGAGUUCACCCAGACCCUCAGUCAAAUCUCGAUCAAUGAAACCACACCGGUUGGGACGGAGUUGAUCCGAUUCCGGGCCACCGAUAUGGAUCUUGGUGUUAAUAGUCAGAUUACAUUUUCGAUUGCCGCCGGCAAUCGUCGGGACACGUUUCACAUCGAUCCAAUCACGGGUUAUUUGUACCUGCAUAAAUCGCUUGAUUAUGAGGACACUCAAAGCUACUCUCUGAACAUAACGGCUUCGGAUGGAGGCAACCCACGACUAUCGACAACGAUUCUGUUCAUGGUGAACGUGAUCGACUCGAAUGAUAAUCCACCGAGCUUUCCAAACACGGCAAUCGUAAGACAAAUUCGUGAGGGAAUUCCUGUCAAAACUCCGAUCGUGACGGUAACCGCUGAAGACCCAGAUUCCGGUCCGAAUGGGAAAGUCACAUACGAGAUCUCCAACCAGGAUCCAGAAAAUCGUAAUCGUCAUUUUGGAAUCAACCCGACGACAGGUGUUAUUCACACACUGCAUGCCAUCGAUCGGGAGGCGAUCGACACGUACCGCCUAACGGUGAUCGCGACCGAUCAAGCUUUAGUUCCAUCGCAACGUAUGUCCGCGGAAAAAUUAGUCACAGUCAUAGUGGAAGACAUCAACGAUAAUGCACCGGUGUUUGUUUCUAUGAAUGCUGCCAUUCUGCCCAUGAAAGACAUUCGAGUCGGAGUUGAUAAUAGUCCGAAUCCGGUCAUGUACAUCAACGCCCAUGACGCUGAUUCGAGCUCGAAUGGACUAGUGACGUACGAGAUGACGGGUGGAAAUACAGAUUUGUUCAAACUGCACCGAUCGACUGGUGCCAUUACGCUUCGAAAGUCCAUAUCGAAGCCAGAAAUUCGCUAUCAACUAUCGGUCCGGGCAACCGACGAAGCCGUACAGAACGAGCGCAAGAGUAGUGACGCAUAUAUCACGAUCCUCACGACAAUCCCAACGAACAAUGGACCAGUGUUUGUGAAGAAGGACAUGUUCGGUAGUGUGUCGGAAAAUGAACCAAUCGGAACGAGCAUCCUGACUGUGUCGGCGUAUUUGAAUUCGGUCAGUGAUAUCGAGUACUAUGUGACGAAUGUAACCGGUGAUGGUAAACAAGUGAACCGUUUAUUUGAUAUUGAUACGAAGCUGGGAAUUCUGUCUACGGCUGCGGAAUUGGAUCGCGAGUCCGGUGUGGAAAGCUACGAGGUGGAGGUCUAUGCCAUCGCACUCGGAGGAAUGCCCCGAACUACCAGUACCAAGAUCCGAGUGAACGUGUUGGACAAGAACGAUAGCCCACCGACAUUUCGUGACGUUCCGCUGGUCUUUUCCGUGUCGGAAGAUUUAGCCGUGGGACAGACGGUAGCCCAAAUAACCGCAACCGAUCCGGACACACUGGGCACCCUCGAGUACUCACUGGUGAAAGGCGACACUGGCAAGUUCCUGCUCGAGAAAAACACCGGCCUGUUGAAGCUGCGCGAUACACUAGAUCGCGAAACCGAAGAUACCUACCGGCUGGUGGUCAGCGUUACCGAUGGCGUCCAGAGCACCGAAACCACCGUCACCGUUCAGGUCACCGACACCAACGACAACCCACCGUCAUUUUCUGAACCAGCGUACUCGUUCGACAUUCCGGAGAAUGCGGCACGGGGCUUCCAGGUGGGCGUCAUCUCCGCCAGCGAUCCGGAUCUCGGCACGAAUGCGGCCGUCACCUAUACGGUCAUCUCGGACUGGGCCAACGAUGUGUUCUCGCUGAAUCCCCAAACGGGGAUCUUCACGCUGACGGCGCGGUUGGACUACGAGGAGGUACAACACUACAUUCUUGUGGUGCAAGCGCAAGAUAACGGCCACCCGAGCCUGUCCAGCACGCUGACCGUCUACUGCAAUGUGAUUGAUUUGAACGACAACGCUCCGAUUUUCGACCCGAUGAGCUACUCCAACGAGAUCUUCGAGAACGUACCACUCGACACCGAUGUGGUUACGGUCAGUGCCACCGACACCGAUUCCGGAGUUAAUGGACGCGUCGAGUACAGUAUCACAGCCGGUGAUGACAACGAGGAUUUUCAAAUUCUGAACAACGGUACGAUCCGUACCAGGCGGUCGUUGGAUCGCGAGACGAAGGCUAGCUACAAUCUGAUCGUAACGGCUCGGGAUAGCGCCCGGGAACCGGAAAAGCAGCUUUCGUCCACUGUGCAGGUAACCAUCGUGCUGAAAGACGUAAACGAUCUGGCUCCGGAAUUCGUCACUCCCAACGAAACCAGCAUUGCCGAAAACAUUCCACUCAACACGGUCAUCAUGGCCGUGAAGGCAGUGGACCGUGACGAGGGUCGCAACGGAUAUGUCGAAUACUCCCUGGACCCAAAUGUGCAAACCCCAUUCACGGUAGGCUCAGCAGACGGCCUCUUGCGGGUGUCCGGUCGGUUGGAUCGGGAAACGAAAUCCAGCUACGAACUAACAAUCACCGCCAAGGAUCGAGGCGAACCUCCCAAAUCCAGCCAGUCCAAAAUUUUGAUCCAUGUGCUGGACGACAACGACAACAGCCCAAUUUUCGAUCCGAAACAGUACAGUGCAGCCAUCGCGGAGAAUGCCAGCAUAGGGGCAAGCGUGCUACAGGUUUCCGCCACCGACAUCGACGAGGGCGCUAAUGGACGGGUCCGUUUCUCGAUUGCGGCCGGCGACGACAAUCGAGACUUCACCAUCAGCGAAGACAGCGGCGUAGUUCGGGUGGCCAAGAAUCUCAACUACGAACGCAAAUCGCACUACACCGUUACCGUCCGGGCCGAGGACUCCGCCAGUGACACGGAAAACGGUGAGGUGCGUUUCGACACGGCCAAACUCUCCAUAACCAUCACGGACAUCAACGACAAUCCACCGACGUUUCUGGACUCGCCGUACCUUGCGUACGUGAUGGAAAAUGUCAUCCCACCCAACGGAGGAUAUGUCAUCACGGUGAAAGCUUACGACGCCGAUACACCACCGUUCAACUCACAGGUUCGCUACUUUCUCAAGGAAGGCGAUACGGACUUUUUCAAAAUCAACGCAUCGACCGGUGAAAUCUCACUGCUGCGGGCGCUCGAUCGGGAAAUGCAGGCCGAAUACAUCCUGACACUAGUGGCAAUGGAUACCGGAUCACCUCCCCUUACCGGAACUGGCACAGUGCGAGUAAUCGUGCAAGAUAUGAACGAUCACAGUCCGGAGUUUGAGCGCCAAAGCUAUCAAGCUACCGUUUCGGAAAACCUUCCACCCGGCACCAAAGUUCUACGCCCAGUAGCAACCGACAAAGACACCGGAAUGAACGCCAAGAUUCGAUACACACUAUUGGGUGAACAAUCGCAGCGCUUCACCGUGGAUCAAGACAGCGGAGAGAUCACUACAGCCAGUACCCUCGAUCGCGAGGACAUUCCGCAGUAUCACUUCACCCUUAUGGCUCAGGAUAGCUCAACCACUGAACCGCGAGCCACAGUUGUCAACCUGACGAUCAUCGUUUCCGACAUGAACGACAACAGCCCUGCCUUCGAUUCCGCCAGCUUCCAUGUAAAUAUUCCCGAUCGUAUCAAACGAAACCAGUUCGUGUUUGGUGCCAAAGCAAUCGAUCUGGAUGAAGGGAUGAACUCCCGUAUUUCGUACUCGAUCAGUGGAGCUGACGCGAACAAAUUCCACAUUAACGAAAAUACCGGAGUCAUCGAGGCUUCUGUUGAACUAUCUCUACCAGGACAAAAUGCCGAUCGUGUCUUUAGCCUCAUAAUCGAAGCUCGCGAUCAAGGUUACGAUCAAAAAUCAACCAAAGCCGAGCUUACGAUCGCGUUGAAAUCGGCCCACCUUUUCCCUGUUUUCUCGUAUCUGUCAGAAACUCAAUUCAUGCUACCGGAAGAUAUCGCCGACGGUAAAGUAGUCACAAAAAUAUCCGCCACUUCUCCCAAGAAAGGUCCAGCAGGAAACAUUCGUUAUGCAAUUGCUGGCGGAAACAUCGGCGACGCACUGAGGAUCGAUCCCAACACGGGAGAGGUAGCCGUCAACAAAGGUGGACUUGACUACGAAACGAAUCAACAGUACGAGGUAUGGAUCGAAGCGGCCGAUUCUGAUAGGCCCAGUUUGCGAAGUGUGAUGCAGUUGAUCAUCAACGUGACAGACGCGAACGAUAAUGCUCCGGUGAUGGAAAAGCAAGUCUACACAGCUGAAGUCAUGGAGGAAGAAUCUCCCGGUUCAUUCGUUACGAAAAUUCAAGCUACCGAUGCGGAUACCGAAGAAAACGGUCAACUAACCUACAGCUUGAAGGAUGACUUCGAUAGUUUUGAAAUCAACAGCGAUACGGGAGAAAUAUACACUACAACACGACUUGAUCGGGAAGACAUUCCACGCUACGCGUUGAUCGUGGAAGCAGUUGAUCAAGGCGUUCCUCAAUUGACUGGAAGUGCUACAGUGCUGAUAAGCGUACUGGAUAAGAACGACAACCCACCAAAGUUCACCCGUCUAUUUAGCGUUAACGUGACCGAGAACGCCGAAAUAGGAAUCUUUGUCAUCAAGAUCACCUCUUCCGAUUCGGAUAUCGGUAUCAACGCCAACGCAACCUACAUUUUCACCGAAAACAUUGGAAACAAGUUCAUGAUCGAUUCAACGACUGGAAACGUCACCGUGGCUGGGCAUCUGGAUCGUGAACAGCAAGACGAAUAUAUUCUGAAAGUUGCUGCCGUCGAUGGAGCAUGGAGAGCGGAAACACCUCUGACCAUCACAAUCCAAGAUCAGAAUGACAAUGCUCCCGAGUUCGAACACAGCUACUACAGCUUCAACUUCCCAGAGCUCCAGAAACCGGUAACGUUCGUCGGACAAGUGAUUGCCACUGAUCGCGACAAGCAUGGUCCUAAUUCGGUGAUAUCAUAUUCCCUUCAACAACCAUCGGACAUGUUUUCGAUCGAUCCUGCAACCGGAGAGAUAUUCAGCAAACGAACUAUCCACUACAAACACACUCAGAUGGAAUCAUCGCCGGAGAAUAUGUUCAGUUUGACGGUCCUCGCUACAGACAACGGUAAACCUCCAAUGUACUCGGAAUGCUUGAUCAACAUUAACGUGGUUGACGCCAACAACAAUCCUCCGGUAUUUGCACACCGCGAGUACCUUUCGCCAGCACCAGAGGGAGCCGCAGUUGGACAAAAAAUUGUACAACUAGUCGCUCGCGAUGAACUUGAUUUUGGAGUUAAUGCUGAGAUUGAGUACGUCGUCACUGGAGGCAAUGGAACGAGCAACUUUGUUGUCAAUAAGAACGACGGUUGGAUUAUCGUGAGCAGUAUGCUGAAUGACAAUGCUGGAACGGUUUACACGCUGAAUGUGCGAGCUGUAGACAAAGGUGUUCCUCCUCAACAAGAUGAAAUUGUAGUGACUAUCAUUGUCACGGGGAUGAAUAAGUAUGCUCCCGUAUUUCAGAGUCCCUCGUAUCAGGUGAUCGUUCCGGAAAGUGAACCAAUCGGAUCAACUAUCCUGACGGUGAGUGCCCCAGAUAAUGACGAUGGUCCCAACGGUAUGGUUCGCUACUCCAUUACGGGUGGAAACGAGCGAAAAGAAUUCACCGUCGAUAGUGUCUCAGGGGCCAUCACAAUCCUUCAACCACUAGACUAUGAUCUAAUUCAAAUCUACCAGUUGAACAUCACGGCUGAGGAUCUAGGUUUCAAGCCUAAGAAAUCAAUGGCCAUGAUCACCAUUACUUUGACCGACAUCAACGAUAAUGCUCCUACAUUCAAUCAAACCGAAUACGAUGCUUUCUUACCAGAAAAUUCGCCACCGAAGACCUUGGUCUACAAGGCGAUCGCUCAUGAUCGCGACUCACCGAAAAAUGCCAUCAUCAAUUACUCCAUUAUUGGUGGAACUGGACGUGAUUUGUUUUCGAUCGAAGCCAGUACUGGUAUUAUCAGAUCAAAGGCUACAUUCGAUUACGAAGAACAUAAUCGUUACACACUGGACGUCAUGGCCAUGAAUCCUGAUUCUCCCAUGAAGAACAAAACCAAAGUCAUCGUGCAUAUUACGGGAGUGAACGAGUUCUAUCCGAAGUUUAUUCAGCCUGUGUUUCACUUCGAUGUUUCCGAAUCGGCGGAGAUUGGAUCAAGCGUAGGUGUAAUUCAAGCAACGGACAAGGAUGCCGGCGAGGACGGAAAAGUCUAUUACCUGUUGGUAGGAUCUAGUAACGAUAAAGGGUUCAGUAUUCAUCCGGAAACGGGAAUGAUGAUCGUAUCGAGGAAUCUAGAUCGUGAAACGCAAUCUCGAGUGGUACUGACGGUUUUGGCUAAGAACUUUGGGGGCAUACGGGGAAACGACACCGAUGAGGCCCAAGUGAUCAUAUCCAUCCAGGAUGGGAAUGAUCCACCAGAAUUUCUACUCGAUUUUUACGAGGCUAAUGUUUCGGAAGGUGCUCAAGUUGGAACGCGAAUCAUCACUGUGAAGGCCGUAGAUAAGGAUGUUCGACCGCAGAACAAUCAAUUCAGUUACUCGAUUAUUGGAGGCAACAAUGAACACUCAUUCAAAAUAGAUCCCCAAACGGGCCAAAUUGAAACUUCGAGGAUACUUGAUCGGGAAACUAUACCAACACACAAGUUAAUUCUCGGAGCUAUAGAUACAGGAUCACCUCCGCAAACUGGUACAACUACUGUUAAGAUAUCCGUCACCGAUAUCAACGACAAUGGACCUACCUUUGACAGUAAAGACACGAUUGGUUCUGUACUAGAAAAUGAACCUCCACAUACGGUGAUAAUGACGCUUACUGCAAGUGAUCCAGAUCUUCCACCAAAUGGUGCACCAUUCACCUACUACUUAGUCGGAGGACGUCACAAGUCAUUAGUUACGCUCGAAAAGCAUUCUGGAGUCCUCAAGACUUCUCGUAGUAUCGAUCGUGAGACAACUCCACAACUUGAUAUACUCGUAGAAGUGGAAGAUAAUGGAACACCCAAAAUGAAAACACAACAUACCAUCACUGUAAAUGUCAUGGAUCAGAACGACAGCCCAUCGACGCCGAGAAUUGUCCAUGUACUUGUUUACGUUUUCAACAACCAAAUCAAUGGCGACAUUGCCAAUGUACAUCCCAAUGAUCCGGAUACCACUGGAGACUACCGUUGUAAAAUCGUGAGCGAUCUCAACAAAAAUCCUGUAACUACAUUCUCCAUAAGCUCAGGCUGCAAACUGCGUCCAACCUCAUCAUCAAUUCCGAGCAACGGACACAGUUUCCUGGUAUCAGGAAACGAUGGGAGGCAUGCUGAUGUCUUGUCCACGGUCAGUGUAGAGUUUCUCCGUUUCGAUAACGUCACUGUGGAGAAUUCCAUCAGCAUUCGAAUCGAAAAUAUGACAAGCAGUCGAUUCCUUGCCAACUACUACAGGAAUUUCAUUGACAUUCUGAAGUCAUCGGUAGAUAAUUCUGACGAACUGAUCGUAUACAGCUUCUUGGAUGUCGAAAAAGCGAUGGACAUUUCUGUUGCAGUAGCAAAUAGCAACAAGGGAUUCCGAUCGAAGAAAUACAUCAUCGAACGGUUCAGUAAAAAGCAAGACGCGAUCAACCUGUUACUUCAAAGCUCAAAGAUCACAAUCGAUUUCAUACCUUGCGAUGCGAACACCUGUGAUAACGGAGGAGUAUGCUACGAAAAAAUCAACGUCUACGAAGAUGUUCAAAUCACGGAUAGUCAAUCUCUGAUCUUCACAUCGCCCUUGGUGAAGCACGACUUCAGAUGUAAGUGCUCCGAUGGGUACACGGGUCAAAAGUGUGACAAACGGCAGGAUCCUUGCGCACCGAAUCCAUGUCAAGCGGGUGGACAAUGUCGACGUCAAGGUUACGAUUUUCAGUGUUCCUGUCAACCGAAUCGGGAAGGCAAGUUUUGCCAACUGGAACGUGGAGACAUUUGCUCAAGUAGUCCUUGCAAGAACGGUGGUUCAUGCCGAGAAAGCUCCGAUGGUUCUUCGUUCUUUUGCCUCUGCCGACCGGGCUAUCGAGGAAAUCAGUGUGAAGCGGUAGCAGAUUCAUGUCGACCCAAUCCGUGUCUCUAUGGAGGACUAUGUGUGAGCUUGAAACCUGGUUACAAAUGUAGCUGUGUAGACGGACGGUAUGGGAGACACUGUGAAAAGACGACGUUUGGGUUUAAGGAACUAUCAUACAUGGCGUUUCCUGCUCUAGAUUCGGCUACCAAUGAUAUAUCGGUGAUCUUUGCGACAACCAAGCCGGAUGCUCUGCUGAUCUACAACUAUGGUAUUCAAAGCGGUGGGCGAUCGGAUUUCGUUGCAAUGGAAAUAGUCAAUGGCCGAGCGGUGUUUUCAUUUGGAGGCGCAAGGACAGCCAUUACAUCGCUGGUGGUAGGACAGGGAGCCACCAGUGGAAAUACCAUAUCCAACGGGAAGUGGCACAAAAUCACUGCUACAAGAAAUGGACGGGUUAUGUCAUUGAGUGUUUCCAAAUGCUCGGAGAAUGGAGAUUACUGCGAAGACUGUAGACCGGGCGAUACAACUUGCUAUGCAGACGAUACUGGUCCUACUGGAACGCUAAACUUCAACAAACAUUUCCUAUUGGUAGGAGGCCUUGCAUCCGCUGAUCCAGUCCUAGAGCGUCCGGGUCAGGUUCACUCCGACGAUCUUGUUGGUUGCGUGCAUAGUGUGUCUAUCAACGGCCGAGCACUAAACUUGAGCGCUCCCAUGAAAUCAUUCGGUGUUGAGUCUACCUGUAAAAGAGGCAGCAACGGAGGACCUUGCAGCCUUGGACUUCCUGAUGAUCCAGCUCAACCGCUUUGCGGUCCAUUCGGACAAUGUAUGGAUCGGUGGCAUACGGCCAUGUGCCGCUGUGGAGGAUCGAUUCUUUCACCAGAUUGUUCCAAUUCUUUGGAGCAUUACUCAAUCGCUGAUGGUGGAUUCAUUGAGUUUGAAAUUUCUGAAAAGCACAAACGAAUGCAACUGCUAGAGAACAUCUACAGUGGGAAGAACAUUUGGAGCUACGAUGUCACGAGGAACAAGCGCUAUUCGAUAAAAACGGAGAACAUUUCCAGCCUGACAAUAGCUGAAGACCCACCGAAAUAUAUGAGUAUGCUUUUCAAAACUAACAAACCAAAUGGUUUACUUAUCUACGCAGCGACCAACAAACACUACACGUCGAUCGAACUGAAGAAUGGAAAGAUUUUUUAUAAUUCUCACCAAGCUUCGUACGUUAACAUUACGGCAUAUACACCGGAAAAUCUAGCCGAUGGAAACUGGCACAACAUAACUCUCCAUGCACACAAUCGAAUAUUACAGGUGAUAGUCGAUGGUAAAAAUGUGAUUGAAGAUCUGGACUCGGCCGGAGUUCACGAUUUCCUCGAUCCCUAUCUAACUGUGCUGUCGAUUGGAAAUGUGCGGAGAGAACUGUUCGCUAACGAAGCGAUGCCAUCAUACUUCCAGGGAUGCUUGGCUAACUUUACCAUCAACAGUGAGAUCCAGCCAUUUAAUGGAUCAGGCAGUAUUUUCAAAAAGGUAAUUCACCGUGGAAAUGUCAUUCCUGGUUGUCUGCUGGCCGGGUUGGGAGCUGCUCAGGUUACGGACCCCUUGAGUAUCGGUGUCACGCUUGUGAUAAUAUUCUUCAUUGUGCUAUUGGUAGCCAUCCUGCUCUCGUUUUUGGUGUUCCGCCUACGGAAGCAACACAAAGAAAAAAGUGGAGGUCUUGGAGGUCCAUCGGCAAUGCAUUCAAAGCAGAAUGGUGGGUCAACUUUGCUGAGUACUUCCCAGCUGGUUUCGUCGGGAGUUCAUAGUGAUAUCGGAAGAGGUCUUCACGUGAACGACUUAUCGGUUGUCGGAUAUCACUCGGAUAACAACGAAAUGCUACGCGGAGUAGGAGGUCACCAUCUGGUUGGACCGGAGUUGAUCUCUAAAAAAUACAAGGAACGAGAUAUAACCAACAAUGAGCCUCAGAGACCGCAACGCCCGGAUAUCAUUGAGCGUGAGGUAGUGAGUAAAAGUCCUCCGUUGCGAGAGGACCAUCAUCCACCAUUGCCACCACCAAGCCAGUCCCAUCAUCCUCAUGAUCAUACCACUCCAGUUGAUCUUGGCUCCGAAUAUCCAGAGCACUACGAUCUAGAGAACGCUAGCUCGAUAGCCCCUUCCGAUAUCGAUAUAGUCUACCACUACAAAGGAUACCGUGAAGCUGGUGGAGUGCGGAAGUAUAAAGCUACCCCACCUCCGGUAGCAACCUACACCCAUCAUAAACAUCAGACUUCAGCUCAACAGCAGCAUCGCCAUUCGCCACAUCAUGCGGGACCAUACGCUCCAAGAGUUCCACCGCAGGCUAGUCAACCUCCGCCAUCGAAUACUCCUCGACCGCAUCAGACUACACCACUCGCACGGCUUUCGCCAAGUUCAGAACUCAGUUCACAGCAGCCUCGGAUCCUCACCUUGCACGACAUCUCAGGAAAGCCUCUGCAGAGUGCUCUCCUAGCAACGACAUCUAGUUCCGGUGGCGUUGGCAAGGACGCACUGCAUAGCAAUAGUGAACGCAGCCUCAACAGUCCAGUGAUGAGUCAACUCUCUGGACAGAGCUCCAGCGCCAGCCGGAAAAAUCCAGGUGUUCCACAGCAACCACAGAACGUUAAUUCUGUGGUUCCAGGACCUAUGGGACUAACGGCCGAAGAGAUUGAACGACUUAACUCACGUCCCCGGACGUCAAGCUUAGUAUCAACGCUAGACGCUGUUUCCAGCAGUAGCGAGGCACCACGAGUGCCAGCUCCACAUCUUACACACAUGCAUCACUCGCCAGCAGUCGAUGCUCAUAGUUCCACCUCGACCGAUGAGUCGGGUAACGAUAGCUUUACCUGCUCAGAGAUCGAAUACGACAACAACAGCAUCAACGGUGACAAAUACACCAAGAACCGAGACGACACCAACCGGAGAGUGGUGAAUGAUAAUAACAACAGCAACAAACCACCGCACCUACCGCCAUCGUCAUAUGAUGGAUUCGAUUCCUCCUUCCGAGGAUCGCUCAGUACGCUUGUCGCAUCCGACGAUGACCUGUCCAGCCAUAUGGUGGGCAUGUAUCGGCAACCAAAUGGUGCAUCCCCAUCGGCUACAGGUUGGGACUACCUGCUCAAUUGGGGACCCAACUUCGAGAGCCUGAUGGGAGUGUUCAAGGACAUUGCCGAACUGCCUGACACGGUCAACGGAAGGGUACCCAGCUCUCUGCGGAUACCGGCGGGGGUACAGAAACCUUCGGAAGAAUACGUGUAGAAAUGUAAAAUUCCAAACUAGCUCGAAGAAGACAGAUUUAAAUAACGUGUAAAUACUAGCGACAACUGAAUUUUAAUUAGUAUGAUUAUUUGAGUUUACAGAAAACGAAAAGAGGAGAUGUAGAAUGUGAAGUGAAACAAACACUUUCCACACCCAUUGUGUGCAAAUUUUUGCUUUACCUUGUAUCAAGGUACGACCUCGAGUUCUAUGUACACAUAAGCAGUAGGAAGAAACCACGGGAGAAGACGUGUGAAAGAGAAAUAAAGCUGUACUUAUAGCGCCAUCUGCUGAAAACACUUGUACGUAUAGGCAAAUUGAAAGUCCUCCAAAUGUGCAUUUAUUACCAUGACACCAGGCGUGCGUUUAUGCGUCCCCUUCCGGGCGUCCAUUCACGUUCCCUGGAAUCAGUGAACCGGGCCCGAUGGGGACAUUUUUUUAAACUAGAAAACUGAAUCAGUGCUAUGUUCUAUGAUAGGGUGUUGUAUACACGAUAAGAGAUUUGCAAAGUUUUAAACUGUAAAUAGGCAAUUUUAGCUAAAGGAAAAACGAAGGAGAAUCAAUGUAAACUAUCUUGCCAUAUGCUUUCUCGAACAAAAAUGAAACUCUUUCAACAAUUUUGUCCCUAGGAGUAGGUAAUCUUUUUAAAGCAAUAACAUAUUCGUAAAUAAACGACUUCCAAAUGAGACUGUUUUAAUUUUGUAAAAUAGAACUGUAGGAUGUUAGCCAUGUAAGUUUCAAACGGUAGGAUAUUCCCAUUUUAACAAAUUAAAUAAUUCAAAAUUUACAUGUACAAAUAACGAUUUUCCAUUUUGGCAGCGAGACAAUAUGUAAAUAGUCUAGUAACAAAACAACUCAAAAUGAUUCUAGUGAAAUGAAUUUCUGUAAAAUUUCAAACAAAACAGGAAAUAAAUGUUAACUAUGAAA